AUGCUCCUCCUCGGUCUCACAGGCAGUAUUGCCACGGGCAAGUCAACAGUUUCCAGAAUCUUGUCAGCGCAUCCAUACUCGCUUCCGAUCGUCGACGCGGAUUUGAUAGCACGUCAGGUCGUCGAACCAGGAACAGCCGGUUAUAGCCAAAUCGUCUCUCAUUUCGGACCAUCGACGCCUGACCUGCUGGUUCCAGCCGAUGCCUCUUCAGGUGGUAAAAAUGGGCCAAGCGGCAAAGGCAGACCGCUCAACCGGCCAGCGUUGGGUCGUCGGGUGUUCGGUGAGGGGAAAGAGUCGGAUAGGAAGGUCCUGAACAGUAUCGUUCACCCGGCUGUCCGUCGCGAGAUAUACAAGCAGAUGCUCUCGGCAUACUUGAAGGGUCACUGGGCUUGUGUCUUGGACAUACCCUUGCUCUACGAAAGUGGUUGGGAGCCGCUCUGCGGAACCAUCAUGGUGGUUGCUGUCAAGGAUGCUGAGAUACAGAUGCAGAGACUACUAGCCCGAGAUGCACACUUGACCGAAGAGGAUGCUCGCAACAGAGUCGCAAGUCAAUGGGACGUCAGAGACAAGGCCGCGAGGUGUUUGAGCAGAGGGGAGAAGAGCGGAGUUGUUGUCUGGAACGACGGCGACCAAGAACAAUUGAAACGUGAGAUUGAUAGAGUCAUGGAAGUGGUCAGGGCAGGCUCGCCGUCUUGGUGGUCAUGGUUGCUUCUACUCUGUCCACCACUGGCUGUUGCUUCGGGAACGUUGACCUAUCUCAAUGGCGUGCGUAUGAAGAAGAGCUGGGAGAACGAGAAAGUGAGAGAGAAGGCCAAGCUGUGA
Messenger RNA from Aureobasidium subglaciale EXF-2481, 822 nucleotides. RefSeq lists its product as uncharacterized. The coding region runs from base 1 to 822 and encodes 273 amino acids. Gene Ontology annotation, molecular function: dephospho-CoA kinase activity; ATP binding. The transcript has a single exon. The record is from RefSeq and is a predicted model, not a curated record. NCBI's taxonomy places the organism in Eukaryota, Fungi, Ascomycota, Dothideomycetes, Dothideales, Saccotheciaceae. Gene Ontology annotation, biological process: coenzyme A biosynthetic process.